GAGUUUUAGGUAGAGAGGAAUUAACUGUACUAUUGUAAUCAAUCAACAAGGCAACUCAGAGUAAAAAAGAAGCAUCUUUAAUCUUCAACACUUGUUCAGCUAUUCCUGCUCACUCUCUAAAUCAAACCACCAAAUUUUGAUUCUGAUUCUCUUUAGGGUUCUUUUUCAUCCCUAAAUUUCUAUCUCUCUUUCUCCUCGUGAAUUCGGCAAUGGAGAUUGCAAGAAGAGCCUCCCACGCUGGUUCAUGGUACACCAACAACCAUUUUUAUGUCUCUUUUUCAGCUAGCAAGUUAGCUGAAGAACUUGAAGGCUGGCUAAAUGAAGCUGGCCUCAGCAAAUCUUCUGAUGUCCGAGGUGUUAUUGCUCCGCAUGCAGGAUAUUCAUAUUCGGGCCGCGCUGCAGCCUAUGCAUUUGGAAACAUAGACCCCACAAACAUUUCACGAGUGUUCCUUCUGGGUCCCUCGCAUCACUACUAUACCCCAAAAUGUGCUCUUUCAAGCGCCACUGUCUACAAGACCCCUAUAGGAGAUCUUCCCAUUGAUUUGGAAGUCAUUGAGGAGCUUAAGGCAACUGGGGAAUUUGAAAUGAUGGAUAUUCGGGUUGACGAGGCUGAACACAGCAUGGAGAUGCACUUGCCUUAUCUUGCUAAAGUAUUUGAAGGACAUCCAGUAAAAGUUGUUCCCAUCUUAGUUGGUGCUGUUGGUGCCGAAAGUGAAGCGAUGUACGGUCAAUUGCUGGCUAAAUAUAUUGAUGAUCCCAGUAAUUUUUUCUCAGUAUCGUCGGACUUCUGUCACUGGGGGUCUCGCUUCAACUACACUUACUAUGACAAGAAGCAUGGAGCCAUCCACAAGUCUAUUGAAGCAUUGGAUCAUAUGGGGAUGGAUAUUAUAGAAACAGGAGAUCCAGAUGCAUUCAAGAAGUAUUUAUCCAAAUAUGACAACACUAUUUGUGGUCGUCAUCCAAUUAGUGUUUUCCUUCAUAUGUUGACGAGUUCUUCAACGAAGAUAAAGAUUAAAUUCUUGCGGUAUGAACAGUCAAGCCAAUGCAAGAGCAUGAGAGACAGUAGCGUAAGUUAUGCUUCAGCUGCAGCCAAGGUAGAAGAUUGAAACCUCAAGGACUAGCCACCCAUCUCCUGCUAUAUGCAUUUUAGGUUGUUUUGGAAGUCUGUUAUCUGUUCAUACUUUAUUUCUAACCUUCCUUUUUCAAAGCCAGAACUCAGUUUCCAUUUGUACUGCAGUUGAAAGGUUUAUCAUCAAUAAUGAAAUUUUUUCCAGAAA
Messenger RNA from Spinacia oleracea (spinach), 1277 nucleotides. RefSeq lists its product as uncharacterized. The coding region runs from base 210 to 1106 and encodes 298 amino acids. The transcript is spliced from 8 exons. NCBI's taxonomy places the organism in Eukaryota, Viridiplantae, Streptophyta, Magnoliopsida, Caryophyllales, Amaranthaceae. The record is from RefSeq and is a predicted model, not a curated record.